Molecule: messenger RNA, 741 nt
Organism: Candidula unifasciata
Lineage: Eukaryota; Metazoa; Mollusca; Gastropoda; Stylommatophora; Geomitridae
Source: the annotation of a GenBank genome assembly
AUGGCAGCUGAAAACCAGAAGCCCAAACCAGGAGGUAUCAGCUUUGAUGUGAUUCUGAAACCUGCCACAGUGGAGAGUGUGAGAUCCCCAUUGCAGCUGUCUCCAAAUGGUGUUAAAAAGAGAGAACUGUCGCAGGAACAGAUUGAAAAUAAGCUCAAGAGGGCUGAAGAACGUCGAAGUUUGAUUGAGCAGGAACGGAUGGAGCAGCUUGCUAAGGAGAGACAGAAAGCAAUUGAGGUUGUUACCAAGGCACAGAGCGAGAGCGAAGAGUUCAGUAAGAAAACUCAAGAAAAGCUUAGAAGAUCAAUGGAGAUUCGCAGGGAAAACCGGGAGACUCAGAUUAAAGCUCUGCAGGAGCGUCUCCGAGAACAUUCCCUUAAAGUACAAGAGGUUCAGAAAGCUGGGGAAGAGAUGGUAAAAUCAUUUGAGGCUAAAGUAGAGCAGAAACUGUCACAAAAGAUGGAAACUUAUGAAGUAAAUCGCCAGAAUCAGUUCAAGGGUAUGCUAUCCAAAUUGCAAGAACAUGCGAGUCACAUCAAUGAAGUGUGUCAGGCCAGUGAAAAUAGAGGACAGUCAACAGAUGAACUGCAGGAACAGCUUGUUCAGAAGAUGGAGAAUGCCCUGAGAAACCGAGAAGAGCAACUGAAAGGUUUGCAGGACAGACUGGCUGAACAUGAAAACCGCAUCAAGGAAGUUCAGAGAAAGAAACACAUUUCGGAGUCUGGGGACAAUACUGUCUAG